AUGUCGCCGGUUCCUUCUAUCACACCUAUGCUUCAGCCUGUUUUACCAUCACAGCAGGUCGAUUCGACAGGACAAACAACCACCAACACACAUUAUCAAGGAAAUUUGAUGCCGCCGGCUCCUUCUAUCACACCUAUGCUUCAGCCUGUUUUGCCAUCACAGCAGGUCAAUUCGACAGGACAAACAACCACCAACAUACAUUAUCAAGGAAAUUUGAUGCCGCCAGUUUCUUCUAUCACACCUAUACUUCAGGACGUUUUACCGCCACAGCAGGUCGAUUCAGCAGGACAAACAACCACCAACACACAUUAUCAAGCAAAUAUGCCGCUAGUCUCUUCUGUCACACCUAUGCUUCAGGCUGUUUUGCCGUCACAUCAGAAUAGCUACAAUAAGGAGAUACAACCUGAAAGUAGCAGAGAGAAUCCCAUAUUCCAGGCUAUUAUGUCGUUACAAAAGAACAGCUACAACAAGGAGAUGCCGCCUAGCCAGGAUUCCGUGCCCUCUUGGCCCUCCAGUCAGAGCAUCUACGACCAGGAGCAACCCGAAAUCAAGCAAGAGGGGGGAGACGAAGCGAGGGAAAGCUGGUAA
Messenger RNA from Penicillium verhagenii, 588 nucleotides. RefSeq lists its product as uncharacterized. The transcript has a single exon. The coding region runs from base 1 to 588 and encodes 195 amino acids. Lineage: Eukaryota; Fungi; Ascomycota; Eurotiomycetes; Eurotiales; Aspergillaceae. The record is from RefSeq and is a predicted model, not a curated record.